Molecule: messenger RNA, 1766 nt
Organism: Poecilia latipinna (sailfin molly)
Lineage: Eukaryota; Metazoa; Chordata; Actinopteri; Cyprinodontiformes; Poeciliidae
Gene: plekhb1
Product: pleckstrin homology domain containing B1
Exons: 6
Coding region: 264-821 (185 amino acids)
Biological process (GO): regulation of cell differentiation
Cellular component (GO): membrane
Source: RefSeq, a predicted model, not a curated record
UGAUAUUUAAAUAUCUUCAUGAAGACACAUAAGGUCCUCAGCCCAGAAAGAGCGAGGGUAAACUGGGUGGGAGGCGUGGCGUCCUAAUCCAGAAGGAUCCUGUGAGUCAGCUGCACAAUAAUCUGCCAGCAGCAGAGAAUAUAAACAGACACAGGGGAGGAAUUUGAGUCAAAUCAUCCAAUAAAAUCAGGCAAUUUCCCUUUUGAACUUCUGCUGGAAUUUUAUUGAAACAGAAAGAACAAAGCUGACUGAAGCUGAGGAAUAUGGCGCUCCUGAAGUCAGGCUGGCUGUGGAGACAGACCGCCAUUUUGAAGCGCUGGAAGCUGAACUGGUGCGACCUUUGGAUAGACGGCAGCCUGUGUUUCUACAAGAGCGACAGCCGGCGGGAGUUAGAGCAGCGAGUCAGUCUGAAAACAUCGUGCAUCGAUGUCCGGUCUGGUCUGGAGUGUGGAGGUGUGAACCCUCCAGAGAGUAAUCCCAGGGAAAACCUCGUAGUGAUUCAUUUCAGAGAAGGCUCAACACUCAACCUGUGCGCAAACAGUGAAGAUGAGUCUCUAGCAUGGAAACUGACUCUGCUUGAAACCAGAAGAAACCCGGUGUUUGCAUACGACCCGUAUGAUGACUCCUACCAGGCCGUCCCCAUGAACGGAUACCACACUGUCUACAUCACACCUGGAGCGGGACCAGGAACCCACCAGGUGAUCGUCCAGAGGGAUCCGUUUGAUGGAGUCGCAGAGAGCGUGGCGCUGGGAUUACUGGCGGGCAUGGCGGCGGGGGCAGCCAUGCGGUCCUUCCUCUGGAUGCCCUUCUUCUUCUGCUGAAGGCGCCGGUCGCUCGUCUCCUCCGGAGGACUCAGCCGCCUCACAGAAACGUGUAGAAAAGCUUCUCCAUCACGGUUCGCUUUUCUCUUCAGGAGCAGUUCUGAAUCUGACACCAAAAGGCUGCUGUGUAUUUAUGUUAUUCAUUUAUUCAGGACAUUACAACUACCCGUGGACAUUUCUGAAACAACACGCCAGUUUUGUAUUUAAUGCUCUUUUAAAUACAAAACUGGCGUGUUAGUGGCAUGCUGUUUUACAUUUUACAAGCUUACAAAAAAAUCAGCUCAUUCCAAGCAUUGCUGUGUUAGAAGAUAAAUCAAUAAAUUAAAACAAACGCUCAUUUUCUCCUAACUUGUUUUGCUUUCUGUGAGUUCCCAUGGCAACAGGCACUUAGCUGGGGAAGAUGCAGGUCUUUCCAUAAUUUUUUUUUUUUUUUAAAACUACAAUCUAUUUUUAUGGUAAUAAACCAGCAGCUGUGGUUGAGAGAAACACAGUAAAAACUACAAUAAACAAAAAGUGUGAAAUUUACAGGUUCUACUAAGUUUAGCAUAUUUUCACUGUUUUUAUAACUUUGUAAAUAAAAAAUAAUACUGUUUAAAUCAGUGAAUUUAGCAAGAUGGUGUUGUUAUAGUACAAAGUACUCAGUCGAUAAAACUUUACUGGGAAAUGUUGAAGAAAAAAUGUGUUGAAACAGGUAUAGUAAAAUAAAUCUUGUUUUGAUACAUUUGUGUAAAAUUUGACAAUUGAACAUGCAGAAAGUGUUUUGUAUAUUGGAGAAUACUCCUGAUUAGUUCAGUGAUUUUGUUUUGAGUUUAGAAACAGCAUAAAUAGAGAGUUUAGAGUAAAUCGAUUCGUUUCUUUUGGAUUCUGAACUGAAGUGUGAGCUAAAAUUCAAGCUAAAGACCGGCUCAAGUCAAUUUAGUUUAUUUUAUGGCACCAAUUCACAAU